AUGCCCAAUUUCACCCCCGGCUCCGGUGGUCUCAGCAUGGUGGUUGUCUGGCUACGAAUGCCCGGGCUACCACUGGAUUACUGGGAGAAAUCUAUUAUCCUUCAGAUGGCGGCGAAGGCCGGCAUGCCACUAGCGGUGGAUGAGGCGAUGAAGAAGGGUAAGAAGUCGGGUUUUGCAAGGGUAAAGAUUGAGGUGGACCUAAAAAAUCCACUGAGAGGAGGAACAUAUGUGAAGGGAAAGGCACAGUGGUUGAAGGAGAGGUUUUGGCAAGUGUUUAUCUAUGAGAACCUGCCAAAUCCUUGUUGCAGAUGCGGCAGAGUGGAUCAUGAAGAAGCCCACUGUACCUUCACCUCCGUGACCGAGCCGGCCGAUGUUUCGGGGGAUAGGCGUGGUAAGGCAAUGAUGGAGGAGAUGUACUUGGUUGCAGAGUCCUCUACACAUGGCGGGGAAAAAGGGAACGACCAACCGGAGAACCAGGGGUAUGGGCCGUGGAUGGUCACCCACUUAGGGAUAACUUGGAAAUAUUGA
Phoenix dactylifera (date palm) is the source of this 528-nucleotide messenger RNA. NCBI's taxonomy places the organism in Eukaryota, Viridiplantae, Streptophyta, Magnoliopsida, Arecales, Arecaceae. The record is from RefSeq and is a predicted model, not a curated record.